CCAGCACGCCGCCGCAAUAAUAACUGUUAUUAGACAAAAACCUAUAGUAGCAUGUAAAUUUCUAUAUAAAACCUUGUUAUUGUUAUGCGCAAUCUAAAUUUGUUAACUUUCCGCUUGUCAUUCGACAAAAACAAAUACAAACUCUACUCUUGCUCGGUUAGAACUUGACGAACUCGCUUUAGAACAGCUGUUGGCGAAAAUACAUUUAACGAAAGACAACAAGAAAAACGCGUAUCGGUAGUACAAUUAAAACUCAGAAGCGUUUAAAAUGUCAACUUUCACAGAAAGUGCACUACUUAAAAAGCUGCACGAACUAAACACUAGUCAGCAAAGUAUACAAACAUUAUCCCUAUGGCUAAUUCAUCAUCGCAAACACCAUGCGGUCAUUGUUCAGACCUGGCAGAAGGAGCUCCAAAACGUGAUUGAGCCCAAGAAGUUAACGUUUAUGUAUUUGGCCAACGAUGUAAUACAGAAUAGCAAGAAAAAGGGACCAGAGUAUGGCAAGGAGUUUGGUAAUGUACUGUCCAAAGUAUUUGCACACAUAGGUGAGACCUGCAAAUCGGAAAAGCUGCUUGCCAGUCUGGGACGCAUUUUAAAUAUAUGGCAAGAGCGUGGUGUCUACGAUGCGAAGACCAUAGCGGAUUUUCGUGGGCGAAUGAUUCCCAAUGGUGCAGCUCCAGCUGUAGCUGCUAGUCCUGCAACUGCUACUGCUGCUGCCGACGAAGUAAGCAAAAGUGAAGAAGGUGCAGAACAACAGUCAUCACAUCAUCAUCAUCGUCAUCACCAUCAUCAUCAUAAGUCAGAGAAGCGCGAGAAACGCAAGCAUGAGGAGCGUCACUCCAAAUCAAAACGUUCGCGCACCACACCACAUCCAACUGUUGUCGUAGAGCCACCUUCGUCCGAGACGGAAAAUGGUCACACACCUCCUUAUAUGCCACUGGGUGAACCACCUGAACCUGAGGAGCUUAUCAAGGCGCUGACAAGCAUAGAGAAUUCCGCUUCCAGUGAUGCGUUGGUGCGUGAGCGCAUUGCCAAGCUACCGCCAGAGAUUUCAGAGAUAAGUUGCAUUACCAAAUUAGAGGAUAAAGACAAGGCCAAGCUACUGGCCAAUCAGGUUAACGAAGCUGUGAAUUUGCUGAAUGAUUAUAAUUCUCGUCUUGCUGCCGAGAUGGAGGAACGCACUAAGUUGGCGGCCAUGCUGCGUGAUUUUCAGGCUGAGCAAAAGGAGCUACUGGCACAGGCGGAACAACGCUUGGAAGAGCACAAGAAGAAGCUGGCCAAGAUGUUGGGCUUACAGAAAGAGAUACACGAUCAUUUAUCCAAUUUACCCGAUCUAACGCAAUUACCGGACGUGACAGGCGGCUUGGCGCCGUUACCCUCAGCUGGGGAUCUAUUUAAUACCUUGCAUUAAUUUCAAGUUGACAUGACAGCAGCACACCAAGUUAUUUACGUUAAAUACUAGAUUCUUACUUCAAAUUGCAUAUAUAUAACUCUUUAUGUCGUUUAAAGCAUUCUGAGCCGAUUUAAACAAAACAGACCUAUUAUUGAUGUAUUG
Molecule: messenger RNA, 1555 nt
Organism: Drosophila busckii
Lineage: Eukaryota; Metazoa; Arthropoda; Insecta; Diptera; Drosophilidae
Product: regulation of nuclear pre-mRNA domain-containing protein 1B
Exons: 4
Coding region: 269-1411 (380 amino acids)
Biological process (GO): mRNA 3'-end processing
Cellular component (GO): RNA polymerase II, holoenzyme
Molecular function (GO): RNA polymerase II complex binding
Source: RefSeq, a predicted model, not a curated record